AUGGAUGAGUGCCAGGAGGCGGUGGAGGAGUGGAUGGAGCCGGGGCCCGGCAACUCCCCUAAGGCCUGCCCGCCCGCCCAGGCCGGCCAUGGCCCCAGCAGACGUGAGGGCAGGCCCAAACACGAGGGCAGGUCCAAGUCGCUGAACCCCCGAGACCAAGCACCCUGCCGACACCCAGAGGAGCUUCAAGACCAAGACCAAGACCUCGGAGGAAAGGCCCAAUUGGCCCCAAGAGGAGGUAAGAUUCUGGCUGGCCCUGGAGAAGAAAGUGAGGGGCUGAGAGCAAAGGCAUCUGUGCAGCCCCCAAGUCAGAACGUGAGUCAGUUCCCCAUGCGUUCAAUUAUGCAUGAAGUCCCGGCCACUCCUGUUCACCCGUCAGAUGCCGUAGUAAAUGCCGAGGAAAUCUUGUUGAGGCUGAUUGGCAGCCAGGGCUCCCAACAGACACGCAGCCCCCAGCAGAGCUUGGGUCCUUCACCUGCUUGCUCUGGAUCUGCUCCUGUGGGGGUGGUCCCUGAGACUGUUGCCCCUCCCCAGGUGGUUUCAGUCAGUCAUAGGGCUCUGGUAUACGCCGGCAAGUGCAGACAGCUGCAGCCAGUGGUUGGGACAGCCCAGCGGCGAGGGUCAGUGACCCAAGUGCAUUUCACAGGGGCGGUUGA
Messenger RNA from Rangifer tarandus platyrhynchus (Svalbard reindeer), 656 nucleotides. NCBI's taxonomy places the organism in Eukaryota, Metazoa, Chordata, Mammalia, Artiodactyla, Cervidae. The record is from the annotation of a GenBank genome assembly.